Molecule: messenger RNA, 795 nt
Organism: Mytilinidion resinicola
Lineage: Eukaryota; Fungi; Ascomycota; Dothideomycetes; Mytilinidiales; Mytilinidiaceae
Exons: 1
Coding region: 1-795 (264 amino acids)
Source: RefSeq, a predicted model, not a curated record
AUGCCGAAAUACAUUGUCACUCAUCUUCAACAACUUUCAUACCCUCUCAUUCCGAUUCUCGACGACCGUGGCGUUUCUCCCGAGUUCACCGGCUGGUGUCCUACAAUUUGGCAACCCACGAAGGGUGCUAUUCCCUAUACGUACAACAUCACUAGCGGCCCGAUCCAUAAGUUCCAUAUCCAGGGCUAUUGGGAAGGAACUCGCGAUGAGCUCUCCAUAUUCAUGAAGAAGGCUAGCCUCGACCCUCAAGACGGGUGGCAAUACGCAUAUCCUUUCACGGUGAAGACUUCGCUUCGCCGUAGGGACGGCAUUACCAUUGAUUUCCCGGCAACCAAUCCAGAAUUCUCUCUCUACGGCAAUCCUCGAAACCUUCAUGUCGAUUCUAACGGCUACGUUAGCGUCUCCAGUAACUUUAUGGUAGAGGGUAUUGACCUCAAGGCCGGCAUUGUCCCUGGGAGACCCGACGAUCAUCCAUGGGCGUGCGUGGGCACUUUGGAAGUUCAGGUUCUGCUAGGAACCGAAUCGCUUAUGUUUUUCACCGCUGAAAUGGAAUCCUACUUUACUGGUAGUCGUCCCAUCAAGUUCCUUGCCUACGAGGGUAUCGACAUCAACUUGCUACGAUUUGCGCUCGGACCGAGAAAUGGCAAGGGAGACGACUCUUCUCUUCCCUACGACGUCGCCGUGGCAAAACGUGUCUUCGAUAGUGGCUAUCUCUACAAUAGAGUCGAUGGUCAACCCGCCUUCACUAAAGGCGCUGGAUCGGCAUUCCUUCUCAGCAAAUAUCUCAUGAUUUAG